GCUGGGCUGCACUGAAAGCUGAAUGCAGUUGCACUGCCUGCGAAUGCCAAGUAAAACUGCAAUUUGCAAUAUACUUUGCGGUUGCCGUGUUGUGUAGUCUGAAAUUCUGAGUUUUCAGCGAGUUUUAUUAAAAUAAGAUUUGCAUUUGCGUAUAAAAUACAGCAGGUGCAAAAAAAAAACGAAUAUUCUAUUCUUAUGAGACACUGUUGAUAAAUAUACUGUUUCAAAUCUGGAUGAAAAUACAAUGAUUGCGGCCUCCGAACCUUUGGAGUUUGUGCCACAUGGAAGAAUAAUAGCCGCAAAGCACCCCACUAAGUUUUAUAGCAAGGGUCACAACAACUCGCUGUCUGAGAACUCUUUGCUGUUCAAGUUGACCAACUUUGCCAUCAAAGAUGAGAGCUUGUUGGGAAAUAAGGAAGUAGAGGAGCAAGAGUGGUGGUGCGUCAGGGAGGUCUACUAUAGAUCUACUGAAGAUGUCGAUGAUGACCCUCCUCAAUUGCCUAAAGAAAACAAGUAUGAUUAUGGGUCAGAAUCCUUUCGACCACCGAGCCGCCUUAAGAACGACUUCAACAUAUCCAUAAAAUCGGAACUCAUUGGUGGGAUGAAGAGGAUGGAAACAGAUUGCCUAAACUCUGCCGGACCGUCUCGUGCGGGCAGUGCUAACAGUUCUAGCAAUAUGUCCAAAAAAUUUAACUUAAACUGCAGUCAGACUAAAAGUGUGAAGAAACCCCUUAAUUUUAAAACUGACUGCUCUUAUGAAGAGGAGUUAUAUGUAAAAGGAUGUACUGCAAUUUGGUCUAAAGGUCUUAUUUCAACACCAGGAACUAAAUUGUCUGGUCCAGAAAAUAGAGAAACCAUUUGCUGCUAUACUCUAGAAAAUCCUAUUAAACAUGCACACUUUUGCAAUUUCCAUGUAGACAUAAACAAUACAAUGCUUAUUGAUGCUCUAAACUCACAGAUAGGAGAUGUUAAGAAGAAUAUAAAAAUUGAGGAUACAACAGAGUAUGUUGGUAAAAAAGUUAUGCCGUCAAUUUUACUGAUGGAUAACAAAAAUAUGCGCGUCUUUGCAAUGGAUGGCAGGGAAUACAUAAAUAGCAUCCCAUUUCAAGUCAAAAGAGUGUGGCCCAUGAAAUAUGGAAUUUUAUUGGAAAAAGAAGCAACACCUUUGAUGCAAAAUUCUCUUUUGGUGAACUCAUUCUUGAAACUCAAUGAAUCUCACAACAGCUCUUUUUCAAAAUCCAGAUCGAAUUUUCCAUUCAACAUGAGUGCUAAAUUACGUGCUGAAUCUAUUUCAGGCUUUGAACAGGACAUUCCUUUGCCUACCUGCUUUUCCCUCUCACAUCCUUUAGAUGAGGUAACACCUAUAUUAAUGAAGUCUCCCGCUCAGGGAUUACAGUACUACAAUGAUGGGGAUUUACAAAUUAUAUUUGUCAGCACAAACCCAAGUAUUAUUCUUUUGUAUGACUGGAAAUUGGCCACUCAUUCCCUUUGGAAAAUCCGCAAGGCUAUUCGUGAUGAAUGUUUGGCGAUGUGUCCUAAUGUUAACUCCACAACAGCUGCUUUUAGUCAAUCUUGUGAUUUUGUUGGCAGUCCAAUGCAUAGCAAUGUUGGGAGAAAUGCAACCAGUUGGGCGACGGGUAUGGGCAGUCCAUACCAGUCAAAAAGAGGUCCUUUAACUCCCACUCAGUCAAGAUCAAGGUUAAACAGUCCCAUGGCUAACAUAUUCCAUCAACAAGGCUUAUCUCCUCAUACUUCUAUUGGACAAGCAUCAUCAAUAUCUAUGAUGGCAAAUACUGCAAUGCAAACACCACCAACACUGCCUUUGUACCCUGAUAUAUGUUUAGAUCAUAUUUGGACCGACAUUCAGCAGAUACGAAGAGACCCAAUAGAUAGCCCGUCAGAACUGAAGACAUUUUUGCAUACAGAUUUGGUUGGGCAUGAUUAUUUAUGUUUUAUUGUAAAAGUAAGUGGUCUGAGUAGACUACAGAUUGUUAGGCUACAAAAGUCACAUUCUCAUGGACAAUCGUCAAAGAGUAAUCUAAUGGUUGGGUCUGUUUCCUCUGUUCUUGCUAAGGAUGCAGUUGUUUUAGAGCAUUUGAAAAUGAUGGCACUGAUUGAUGAAGCUGGGAAUAUUAUUUUGCAAUCAGGAAAUAAUGUGGUUGGCAAGGUGCACGUCGGCGGUGUAUUGGCCCGUCUCAUCGACUCUCCGUACACCAAACGCAACACGUUCCAGUCGCCGUUCCCUCGCCGCAGCAGUUUACUACCGAGCCGAAACGACACGACCUUUGACGAUUCAGCAUUGCAUCUGUUGUCGCCUGUACCGCACUCUUCUGCGUCCAGAUUAGAACAGAAAGAGACUUUAGGUCUACGUGGGUUGUGUGACGCAGUAGGCUCUCGGCUGACGUUGCAGUUCGAUUCCGGCGUGAUGUAUCGGAUCUCUCUGCCUGCUUUAUCGUGCUCCACACUAGUAACAAAAUGCUGUGACGCCCUCAAAGCUAUUCUGCCUAAGGAUAUAUCAACCCAGGUUAUAAUAAGAUGGUACGGUGUUCGCAACGUGCCAGGUACACAGAACCUAACACCCGAACAGGAAUGGCAUAUGUUCUCGAACCUUCUAUUUUCUCUCAUCGGUUACGACGUCGAAAGACUUGCCCAGACCAAACAGGCAGACGACCAAGUAGAACACACAGAAGUUGUGACAAAGAAACAGAGAACUUCAAGCGAUGGCACUCAAGAUGACUGGGAAUAUUUGCUGAAUUCUAAAAUGCACAAAACCAUCGGAAACUCACUAGCCAGCGUGCUCCAUCUAAAUCCAAUAUCUAGCUCAGAUAAACAAAGUUCUAGUAGCAAACCGGACUGUGUAGAAAUGGAAAAACACGGUCAAUUCAACACAAAUUGCUUGCUAUUCCCGUACACUAUUCAAGUUUUAUACGCGUUCCAUUUAGUUUACGAAGAAAUCAAGCUUAAUACACUACUUGGAAUGGAUUUGAAGCCUCUGUCGGCAUUUUUGUAUCAAAUAUCGAAGGAUUUGAAGUUCGAUAGCUAUGUGAAUCAUUAUUGGCUAGAUUUUCCCACAGAUUACAACUUGGAUUACGAUGAAACUGAUUCACAGAUGUCAGAGAACGUUUUGAAGAAGCUCUGUCAACCUUCAUACUUCAGUAUUGAUCCACCGAAUAUAUUCGGAUACAUUAAUUCCAUGUUGAAAGAUGUUGAUGUUGGAUACUAUCCUUAUUUGUUUGAUGUUAAUAAUAUGUCGAGAGAUAUUAUUGAGGUGCUAACUAUGGUGGAAUGCGGGCGCAGCGCCGGCGUGCAGACCAUAACGAGUAGGGACACAAUGUGCGCCAGUUCGACUCCACGCUCGCGGCACAGCAACAGUCUGUAUUCAUCGCCGCACUAUCAGGCUGUCUGCAUUCUGCAGGAAAGGGGCAUGAAUCCAAGAGACGUGGACAACCUUCCACCAGCAAUAGGACUGCUUCUCCUCACAAUAUUCACCCGCUGCAAGGCCGAACCUCCUGUCGAUUGGCCGGUGGAAGCUUACAACCUGGUCAUGCGAGAGGACUUAUCUCUACAGGCUGAGAUUGCUGAGACCAUCAAAAACACCUCAGAGUAUAUGGAGACGUUAGCCCUUGGAGUAUUAGAGAAAGAGACAGCAUACACGUUAGUGGGUCAAGUCAAGGAAGAGCAGACGAACCAGAACAAAUCCGAAGACAAUGACGCAAUGACUGGAAUGGAACACCUGAACUCUAAACUGCUCACUCUGCUGUAUCCUAACGAUCACAGGAUGGCAGAAGUAUUCAAUCUACUGCAGUCGUCAAUACCAGUGACAAUAAAUCUGACCCAACGGCCAGAAGUGUCUGAUCACGACUUCAUAGAAGAGCAGGAGAAAUAUUUGUACGCCAUCAGCACUAGGACUAUGGCAUUACCUGUUGCGAGGGGAAUGUUAACACUGCGCAGUAUGCCUUGCGCCCCAACAGAGCCACUGAACCUCCCCAAACUAUGCGUGUCGGGUCGCGGCCCCCCCCCUCGAUGUAACACCAUCAAUUUAGGAGGCGCGGACGCGUCCCCGCAGUGCCUGUUGUGGCCCACCUUCCAUAACGGGGUGGCUGCUGGGUUGUCUUUGGUGCCUAUGACCGGAUCAAGCAUAGAUUCUAGCUGGAUCAUCUACAAUAAGCCUAGGGGCACUGCCGAGAUGUCAACAGAACACGCAGGGUUCCUGAUGGCCCUCGGCCUGAACGGGCACUUGCGGGACAUGCCCUUCAUGAACAUGUACGAGUACCUCGUCAAGUGCCACGAGAUGAUCAGCGUUGGACUUCUCCUGGGACUUGCGGCUACCUACAGAGGCACGAUGGAUGUCCAAGCUACAAAGAUGAUGAGUAUCCACUUGGAACCUCUGCUCCCGCCCACAUCAAUAGAACUAGACAUACAACAGAACAUUCUUGUAGCAGCAUUACUUGGAGUGGGACUUAUAUACCAGGACACGGGACACACGCAUUAUGCACAAGUGCUGCUUAAUGAAAUCGGCAAACCGCCCGGACCUGAGAUGGAAAAUUGCGUAGAACGGGAAGGUUACGCGCUAGCAGCCGGUCUGGCACUUGGGUUUGUGUGCGUCCGGUCCGGACACACGGUGCCGGACCACAUUGCUCAGAGGCUAAGGACUUACAUGCUAGGGGGAGAUAAACAUCCGCUCACUGGUUCCCAGAAAGAGAAAUACAAGCAGGGCUCGUUCGCGAUCCGCGAGGGCGCCACCGUGAACCUGGACGUGACGUCACCAGGCGCCACGCUGGCGCUGGGGCUGGUGUUCCUGCGCUCACGCAGCGCCGCGCUCGCCGCCUGGCUGGCGCCCCCCGCCACUCCCUACCAGCUCGACUUCGUGCGCCCCGACCUCCUCAUGCUGAGGGUCAUCGCCAGAGGUCUCGUGCUAUGGGAUACUAUCGAAGCCAGCGAGGAGUGGAUAGAAGACCAAGUACCGGCGACCAUCAAGCCAUACUGUUUCGUAAAACCCACCGAUGAUAGCAUAGACUACGAGGCUAUGAACCAAGCGUACUGCAACAUAAUAGCGGGUGCUAGUUUCGCCAUGGGCAUGCGCUUCGCGGGCUCCGGCGACGAGGACGCGCGCGACGCAGUUCUCCACUACGCCAAGUUCUUCCUCACGGUGGGCGCGAAGAGUUACGCGGAGUUGGCCGGCCGGUCUACGCUGGAGGCGUGUCUGUGUGUCUGUCUGCUUGCUGCUGGCAUGAUAAUGGCAGGUCGCGGCGACAUUGCAGUAUUGCGUCUGUGUCGGCGACUUCGCGCGCGUGUACCAGCAGCACCGGUGUCACCUAGUGUCCCCGCACUUACCCACGGUGGCCAGAUGGCAGUCCAUUGCACCAUUGGCUUAUUAUUCUUGGGAGGAGGCCGGGCUACAUUGAGCACGACGCCUACUGCUAUAGCAGCGUUAUUGGCUGCGUUUUUCCCCAAGUUCCCCACGCAUAGCGAAGAUAAUAGGUAUCAUUUACAAGCAUUUAGACAUCUAUAUGUGUUGGCUGUGGAGGCGAGGCUCAUACUACCGAGGGAUUUGUCAACGGGGAAACUUUGCUACGCCCAUAUACAGGUUAUAGAUUUAUCAGGCGCUGUGAAAGAGAUGAAAGCGCCCUGUAUAAUACCAGAGCUGGAAACAUUGAAGGAGGUGAAAGUGAACGACCCGCGGUACUGGCCUAUCACCUUCCAGAGGGGCCGGAACUGGGAUUUGUUGAAAGUAUUCCUAGACUACACGUGGUGCGUAGACAUCAAGCAGCGCGCCGGCUGCUUGUCCUACCUGGACGACCCUCACGGCUUCCUCACCAUACUAGCUCAGACGCUGACCUUGGACAAGUCCAACAUUUGGUCAUCGACACCCGAAAACAUUGACCUGUUCACCAAUGACGAACAGAUACGGAGCUUCGUCAAGAAUUAUCUGAUGAAGGAUAAGGAGAAGGCGAAUAUUUGCGGCGAUUGUCUGGUGGUGAAAAAGAGGAAGGGAGUGAAGAAUGAGCCGUUUAUGUCUCAGCAGUGCGUGUGUCGACGGUACAGCCGCCAGCAGAGCGACCUGGCGCAGACGCUCAGCAUGGUCACCUACGAGUGUUUGGUCAAGGAUAUGUUGUGCGCGCUGCCCAUUUGGACUACGUUUUUGAGGAUAGUGAACACAAUGAAGACCAACCCGACGUCGUACCAAAUAUGGCAGAUCAAACUCCUGCUCUCUCACGUUGAGAAUCUAAACAGACGAGCGAUGAACGAAAUGAAAGUCGACGGUCAAGAAGCUGCCAACGAACCCCUCAUCUCUACAGAAUUCAUAUUCGCCAUCAAACAAAAAGUUUCAAGCAUAUUCGAUAGCUGGGAGGUCAAAAUUGUCCCCUAUCUAAGAAAAUACCUAGGGCUACCGAGCAGCAGAAAAAUCAGUUCGUGCGAAGAAGAAAUCAAAAGGAUUUUAUGUGCGUUUUUAGUGUUUUACGAUUUACCUAAAGGUGUGUUAAGAAAUCUCGUGGGUGAAAACGAUUUGGAAGUGAUUUUGGGGUUGGAAGAGCUGAAUUUGUCGGCGGAAGCUGUGAGUAAAAUAGAGACUCUGCUUAGAUGAUUAAGGUCUUUGUCUCGCGGAUACGUGACACGAUCGAGGUGUCGCGUGGACUGCGUGCACGACUGGUGCUAAAUUAAUAGCUACCGUCAUUUUUAGCAGAAUUAAUAGUACAGUUCGUUACGCAUAAGCUGAGCUCAUUAGUGUGAAUUGAAGCUGUUACUUUUGUAUUUCAAUAUUGGUCAACAUUUUAGCAGUAUUUUAGUAUUUUAUUCGUCGUUUAAAAUGGGAGGUUUGACUUCCUUAUAUAUAUUUGGCACUUGCAUCGAUCACACAAAUGUAAAAUCGAGUUUAUGGUAUGCGAACUGAACUUAGUAGAUAGUGGAAUUUCCCGCCAACUCAUAAACGCUUAUUAUGAAGUUUACUAAUGCUUAACUGUUGAACAACUUUAUUAUAUUUAAGAUGUGUGGCGGGCACAACAUACACACAUCGUAUACAUUACUUGUAGAUAGCAUAAUUGAAUUCCAAUUGUGUAGCAACUAUGGAUGUUGAAAAUUAUAUAAAUUUAAUAGAAUUCGAAAUUUUAAUAUGACUUGUACGUCUAUAAUGGAUACAAAUGACAAAAAGUAUUACCAGUGUCUCCAAAAGGGUUAAAAAUAGUAUAAAUAUACUAUCAGUUCGAUUAAUCCUAAAAAUUUUUUAAAUUUAAUAUAUUCCUGAAGUGCAAUGCAAAUGCUUUGAUUGCACCCCAUGUAUAAAGUGACCUAUAUAAUAUAGAUUUUUCCAAUAUGAAAUAUGUAUACUAACUCAUUGUAUGUACUCCGAUUGUUUAGGUAUUUUACAAAUUCUAAAUUACAAUAAUGUGCUAAUAU
Molecule: messenger RNA, 7395 nt
Organism: Plodia interpunctella (Indianmeal moth)
Lineage: Eukaryota; Metazoa; Arthropoda; Insecta; Lepidoptera; Pyralidae
Gene: shtd
Product: shattered
Exons: 25
Coding region: 245-6586 (2113 amino acids)
Biological process (GO): metaphase/anaphase transition of mitotic cell cycle; protein K11-linked ubiquitination; anaphase-promoting complex-dependent catabolic process
Cellular component (GO): anaphase-promoting complex
Molecular function (GO): molecular adaptor activity
Source: RefSeq, a predicted model, not a curated record